This is a messenger RNA of Tarenaya hassleriana, 1704 nucleotides long. Its product is annotated as geraniol 8-hydroxylase-like. The record is from RefSeq and is a predicted model, not a curated record. The coding region runs from base 57 to 1544 and encodes 495 amino acids. The transcript has 3 exons. Gene Ontology annotation, molecular function: monooxygenase activity; heme binding; oxidoreductase activity, acting on paired donors, with incorporation or reduction of molecular oxygen. NCBI's taxonomy places the organism in Eukaryota, Viridiplantae, Streptophyta, Magnoliopsida, Brassicales, Cleomaceae.
UAAACCCUAACAGAGAAUAUAUAUAUAUAUAUACAUACUUACAAACACAAAGGAAAAUGAGUUUAAUGUUCAUUGACUCUGUCAUCUUCGCAUGUAUUGUUCUUUUGAUCCUCCAGUGUCGCCGGAAAACCGGAUCCCGGCGGCUUCCGCCGGGGCCAAAACCACUCCCGGUGAUCGGAAACCUCCAUCUCCUCGGUGACAAACCACACGUGUCACUCACAAAGCUCUCCAAGGCGUACGGACCACUCAUGAGCCUCAAACUCGGCCAAGUCACCGCCAUUGUCUUAUCUUCCUCGGAGAUGGCCAAAGAAAUACUUCAAACGCACGACCGCGUUUUCUCCAGCCGCGCGGUUCCAGACGCAGUCGCGGCACUCAACCUCAACGUGCACGAGAUGACGUGGCUCGAGGUAUCGGACAAGUGGAGGAACUUGAGGAAGAUUGGCAACAAAUACAUAGUUAGCACCGCCAAGCUCGAGGCGGGACAAGACUUGCGGCGCAAGAAAGUCCAAGAUCUGCUCCAAGAAGUCGGGAAAUGCUGUCAGGACGGCAAGGCCGUGGAUAUAGCACAAGCCUCGUUUAGGACAACCCUUAAUCUGUUGUCGAACACCUUUUUCUCGAUGGAUUUAGCCGAUACGUCUUCGGAGAACGCGAGAGAGUUCAGAGACGUGGUGAAAGCUAUCAUGGACGUCGUCGGGAAACCGAACCUGUCGGACCAUUUCCCUGUCCUGAGAUUUCUUGACCCGCAAGGCAUAAGGCGGCAAACCGGUGUUCUUUGUAAGAAGUUGCUCGAUAUCUUCGACAGAAUCUCAGAUGAACGGCUGAGAUCGAGGAGAAAGACAGAUCAAUCGAGCACGAAGAGUGACGUUUUGGACACUCUUUUGGAUAUUGCGGAAGAUAAGAACGUUGACUUUGACUUAGAUGCGAUCCGAUAUCUUUUCUUGGAGCUAUUUACGGCGGGAAACGAUACGACGUCGUCCACGUUGGAGUGGGCGAUGACGGAAUUGCUUCGGAAUCCAAAGGCAAUGUCAAGAGCUCGUGAAGAGCUGAGAGAGAACAUCGGAGUGGGGAAUACGGUGGAGGAAUCUGAUACUUCGCGCCUACCCUAUCUCCAUGCCAUCAUCAAAGAGACUUUCCGGUUACAUCCUCCGGCUCCGUUUCUCAUACCAAGAAAAUCUGGUUCGGAUGUCGAGAUCAACGGGUUUGUCAUCCCAAAGGGUGCAACGAUUCUGAUAAACGCGUGGGCGAUUGGAAGAGAUCCAAAGAUAUGGGAGAAUCCAGAGGAGUUCAUGCCGGAGAGAUUCUUGGAUUCGGAUACCGACUUUAGAGGAAGCAAUUUCAGGCUGAUUCCAUUCGGCGGCGGCCGGAGAAUAUGUCCGGGAUUGCCAUUGGCAACAAGGAUGCUGCAUCUGAUGUUAGGCUCACUCAUACAUUCAUUUGAAUGGGAGGUUGAAGAGAAAGAGUAUCUUGGUGUUGAAGAAGAUUUCGGUAUCACUUUGCACAAAGCUCGUGCCCUCAGAGCUUUACCGGUCCGGUUCACCUCAUGACCCGGUUUGGUUGGAUGGUUUCGAUCAUGGAGUCAGUGUAAUGUUUUUUUUUUUUCAAAGUCGUAGGAAGUUUGAAUAAGAAAAAAUUGGGUACGUCCCCAUGUGUACCGUCUGUCCAUUGUAUUAUAUUUUAUGUUUUUUAUUUGGCUUCUUUUCAUUA